Zygosaccharomyces rouxii is the source of this 1905-nucleotide messenger RNA. RefSeq names its product signal recognition particle subunit SRP72 (gene SRP72). The record is from RefSeq and is a predicted model, not a curated record. The coding region runs from base 1 to 1905 and encodes 634 amino acids. The transcript has a single exon. Gene Ontology annotation, cellular component: signal recognition particle, endoplasmic reticulum targeting. Gene Ontology annotation, molecular function: ribosome binding; 7S RNA binding; protein binding. Lineage: Eukaryota; Fungi; Ascomycota; Saccharomycetes; Saccharomycetales; Saccharomycetaceae. Gene Ontology annotation, biological process: SRP-dependent cotranslational protein targeting to membrane.
AUGGCUAAAGACAACUUGACACGAUUGCUGAGUCAAUUGAAUGUUCAUUCGGCUCAGGGUGAGUCUUCUAAAGUGCAAGAGACCUGUGUAGAACUGUUGGAAAACGGAUGCUCAGAACCUGGAUCAAUUCUUAAGAAUCUACUGGUGUCAAUUAUCCAACAAGAUGCGUACCAAUUGGGGCUAGAUAUGCUUAAAAAUUACAAGCACAUUGAUGAGAAAUUUGGUUCAGAAUUCGCGCUUGAGAAAUUGUACAUCUUUUACAAAUUGAACAAAUUGAAGGAAUUCCAAGAACUUUAUUCAGUCCUCAACCCUACUAGCAUUGACACUGUUCUAAAGCAGAAUGAACGCCAAACUGCACCAUUGAGAGGUGUCUUACAUGUGAGAGCCCAGUUCUGUUAUAAAAAUGGAUUUUACGACGAAGCUUUCAAGAUCUACCACUAUUUGGCAACACAUAACGAAAAAGGUAUUGACGAUGAAUUGGAGCUGGCCUGUAACGUGAGAGCCCCCUUGACUGUGACACCCGAACUCAGAUCCAAUUUGAAGUUACCUUUGGCACCUGAGGAUUCUUCCUCAUCCUAUGAUUUGAUGUUUAACGAUUCGAUGAUCCAAUGCUCUCUAGGUCUUUACGAUGAAUCUCUUGAAUUGUUGACGAAAGCUCACGAAUUAGCCAAACAAGAAGGUAACGAAUCGGAUUUAGAUGCCAUUCAAUUACAGCUGGCGUACGUUUACCAGUUGAAAGGUGAUAAGGUUAGCUGUAAACAAAACUUAAAUGAUCUGUUGAACAGAUCAGAUUCUAGCUCCCCCAUCAAUUUGCUUGCAAAAAACAAUUUAGGAGCAUUUCAAGAUUUUUCCAAAUAUACCACGAAUUUGAAUUUAACUUUAAGAGAAUUGAACGUAGAGAACUUUACCGCCAUUGAUCAAAAACAUUUUACCAAGCAGCAAUGGCUCCUUCUGCAUAAUAACUUUUUAUUUCUGCAUCUUUUCAACAAUAACAAUAUACAACCAAAAUCUACCAUCGUGUCACGUACGUUGAGUAACUAUAAGAGUUUAGUCGAAGAUAUCAAUCUGGAAACUUAUAGUACUCAAGCAAAGAAAGCAUACCAUCACGCAAUUACCAUGAUCAAAAGUACUGUUGAAGGUAGCACCAUCGGAUUUGUUCUACUGGCAGUCCAGCUACUUGUCGUUCAAAAGGAAUGGGAUAAUGCCAUCAGGCUCGGUGAAAUGUUUUUGAACAAAUGUUGGGAAAACUCUAAGAUUAUUCCUGAUGGUAAACAUCAUAUUGUGUGCUACAUUCUCUUCCUUCUUUACAGUACGACAGCUAGGGGCCAUUCAAAGACAAUUUUACUGCAAAAAUUAGCUAAUGAGACUAAAGUUUUACCCAGGGAUGUUGAAUUCUGGAAGCAUGUUUCCUUCCAGUAUUUAGAGUGUGGUGAUUUGAAAAAUAGUAGGAAACUAUUAAAACAAAUUACCGGAUACAUUCCUGAUGAUGAAAUUAUCCGUCAAGUCUUAGCAGACGAUGAUCUAAAUGUGGAAAAUGGUUAUGAAAUCACUAGCGGUAUCGAUGUGGCUGCUCUUGUAGGUGCUGGCGUAACCCCACUAGAGAGUAAUCGUAUCAAGAAGGAUACUCGUUCUAACAAGAUACAGAAGAAGCGUCUUGAUAUUAGGAAGAAGAGAAGAGCCCAAAAAGCAAAGAAACUUUUGGCAACUCGUACUGUUACCAGAUCGCUAGAUCCUGAAAGGUGGUUACCAUUGAAAGAUAGGUCUACAUACAGACCCAAGAAGAAACAACAGGGGAAACAGACACAAGGUGGUGCCAUGAAUAAAAAAGCCGAACAGAGUCUUGACAUUUCUAAAAAAUCGAAGAAAUCUAACGCAUCUAAAGGUAAGAAGAAAUCUCGUAAAUGA